Molecule: messenger RNA, 459 nt
Organism: Fomitiporia mediterranea MF3/22
Lineage: Eukaryota; Fungi; Basidiomycota; Agaricomycetes; Hymenochaetales; Hymenochaetaceae
Exons: 4
Coding region: 1-459 (152 amino acids)
Source: RefSeq, a predicted model, not a curated record
AUGGGCCGAUCUACACUACCAACCGUGACCAGAAAUCACUCGUCUUCGUGCAAUCCAGAUGCUAUGGCUUACACAGAAAAGAGUACUUCUACUUCCAUCUCGAGGCGUACAAUCCAUGGUAAAAUGCAGCCGAUUUCCACUUCAAACCAUCAGCAGCAGCACAACAUUGAUAGGAAUACUUCUGAACAACUUGUUCAUAAACCCAAUGAAGGAAGCAUGGCAUCGAUCCGCCGAUUGUCAAGGGAUUCAACGCUUUCCCAUACCACAAGUCCACCUGCAUACGAAGAGACGGAAGCGGUCUCUAGCGCAGAUAAACUGAGCAGAUAUACUGACACUGCUAUCAGCGAAGUCGACUGCCCAGUUACUACGAUGCCGGGCCGCAGUAGGAAUUGUCGUCCUGUUUUGGUCCCGCGAAAGAAAGCAACACUUCGCACACGCGAUGUAAAAAAGACACUCUGA